This is a messenger RNA of Daldinia vernicosa, 1947 nucleotides long. RefSeq lists its product as uncharacterized. NCBI's taxonomy places the organism in Eukaryota, Fungi, Ascomycota, Sordariomycetes, Xylariales, Hypoxylaceae. The coding region runs from base 1 to 1947 and encodes 648 amino acids. The transcript has 2 exons. The record is from RefSeq and is a predicted model, not a curated record.
AUGUAUCGAGAUGCCACUCCAAUUGAUACCCUAGAGCUGCCUCAAGGGGUUUUAUUCCCGGAAGAUGAAGACCGCACGUUUCCAAUGUAUCGCAUUCUCUCCCAGUACGAUCGGAGCUUAUCCCAUGAGGCAGAUGCGGAUCAGUCGCUCACUAUGUCAAUCCCCAAAAAGGACAGUUAUUCACAUCCAGAUAAACUAGGAACGAUCAACGGGCUAGUUCCAUUUACUUCUUUAAGUGAGGCAAAUACUAAGCUUAGUGAGCCUAUGAAUCGGGGUUCAUCUCUCCCCGAUUUGAGCUCAACGAGUGUCAAGGAGCAGGUAGCGUAUGUUUCUACGGCGCACAGGAACUCAAGCUCAAGAUGGGAUCCUGAUAUAACCGAUCAGGCAAUUGAGGGAUCAUACUCCAAACAGCAAAACACCAUCAGACAGAGUAGCCCCUUACUAGAGCUUUCUAAAAAUCUCGGAAAUCAUAUCGACCCUUCAAUGCCGAGUCCCUUACCAAGCACAUUCAGCAACUCGCAUCCAUCAAGUCUAGGCAACUCGAGUAACGUAACCGAAUACGACUCAACGAACUCAAGCGACUUUGAAGAAGAUAUUAAUGGGAUGGACCACGCCAUUCUACAACCCCUUACAUCAUCCAUACUAGAAGAGCUAUUAUCUGUAUUCUAUAGGCAGCUCAGUCUAUCGAGAAAUCGGCCGAACGAAGCUGCUUCCGGAAAUACGACGUCACGCCCUCAAAGUCGCACAGCAACCCAAAAACAGGGUGACUCUCCCAGUAAAGACUCAAUCACUUCAUCACGGGGUAAAAGGAGGCGCAAAGACAGUGACCAGCAUCAAUCAGGGGACGAAGGAGACGAAGACAGAUACCCACACAAGAAGCUUCACCUAGACCGCCCUGUUGAAGUUCAACCUACAUUCUGGGCGUGUCCGUUCUCUAAAUGGAAGCCCCUAUCAUAUUGCAAAUGCCGUCAGUAUAUCCUAAAGGAUAUAUCCAGAGUGAAGCAGCACCUUCGUCGAUACCAUGAGAGACCUCCAUACUGCCCUGUAUGCUGGGAAGUAUUCCGAGAAGAAGACGGGUUUGAAAGUCAUAUCCAAGAUCGUAGUUGCUCCCCGCGACCAAAACCAGACCUAGAAGGUAUAACUACAACUCAACAAAAGCAACUCGAACGUCGCUCCGAUAAGCAACUCUCAAAGCCGGAACAGUGGUACGCGAUUUAUACGAUAUUAUUUCCAGGUCAACCGCAUCCAGACAGUCCGUACUUGGAGAGUGACUUAUCUUCUGAGCUUUUGUUGUUGCAGAAGUUCAUCGCAACGGAUGGGUUGGAAAUCGUGGAGCGUAAAGCUCGAGAACAUAUACCGCCAGAUUUAAUGCCCCUUGAAGAUGAGGUGCUAGCCUAUUCGCAGGCCUUAUUUCAGCAAGCAAUACCAGAGAUACUCCAAAGGUACGACGCUUCUAGGCCCAUUAACCACGGUCCCGCGACACUCAAAAGAUCUGGGUUAUCUUCGUUAAGUGGGACCGAUUGCGAUUCCGGAUAUGGCACAUUAUCCCAAGAAGAUAGAAGCACCCAGAAUAAAGGAUUAGGCGUACACAAAGAGCAGAAUUGCGCUACAAUAAGCGGUAUCGACCAUACUGGUAUCGACUGGACGACAAUAAACGAUGUUCAGAUACAGGCCCUGUUAACCAAAAGUCAAGUUACGGCAGAUGCAACCCAAUGUCAAGAUUUAUCCAAUGUUCAAAUAAGCCUCGAAAGCGGCUCUGAGCAAUUUACACAUCAUGGAUCUCUAGAUUUACCAUCGGAUUUCACGUCACAUCCCUGUGAUGAAUACCAGCUAUUUAGAAUAAAUGAGAGCGAAGCAACAUUCGCUAACGGCUCAUACAAUUGGGAUGCUGCUGUUGGCGCCAUAUUCGACAACAACGGGACUUCAGCGCCGACAGAUCACAGCUAG